Messenger RNA from Trypanosoma brucei brucei TREU927, 462 nucleotides. RefSeq names its product RNA-binding protein, putative. Gene Ontology annotation, molecular function: RNA binding. NCBI's taxonomy places the organism in Eukaryota, Euglenozoa, Kinetoplastea, Trypanosomatida, Trypanosomatidae. The coding region runs from base 1 to 462 and encodes 153 amino acids. The record is from RefSeq and is a predicted model, not a curated record. The transcript has a single exon.
AUGUCCUCUUCUGCUCUGUUGUUCGUGGCAAAUUUACCCACAGUAGCGAACGCGCAGUAUGUAGAACGCCUGUUCUCGGCUUACGGUCACGUUGCUGAUGUCAAGAUUGUGUUUGAGGGAUCGGUGCAGUUUGCGGAGGUGAUGUACAACGCCGUGGACGAUGCGGACUCUGCGAUCGCCGCGCUGCAUCAUCACUAUUGCGCAUCCAGGAAUACACCUCUGGUGGUAUUAUAUCACGUGAGGAGUCCUUGCAUUUCAGAAUAUGGCCGCAAAGUUGGGCGCGAGUACGCCCAAGCAGCUGCGCUGGGUCGCGACCCCUCAUACAUCCCACUGGAGGGGUUUGACGAGAACUAUCCUCGGACAGAUGUCCCCCCGCCCCCAUCUGACAGAGAAAUCUUUGAGGGAGCGCGCUGGAAUGACAGUAGCGGUCCAGCAGGCGAGGGGCGGUUGCAUUCGUAUUAG